AUGUGUAUCACAAAGAAGGCAACCAAGAAGACAACAGAACACAAGGAUUCAUCAGAAGAUGCGAAAAAGAAGGCGGCUCAGAAGAAACCGACCAAAAAGUUUAAGAUUCCGAUGUUUGCCAAAAAGAAAAAGUCCGCCGAGCCAAAGGUGGAGGAGCAGAAAAUUGAGAAGCCAGAGGAGCCAGAGGAACCACCGAAAUCUGUGAAAGAAGAGGAGCAAGAGGUGGAUAAGAGAGAGGAAGAUGCAAAAGGAUUGGAUGAAGCGAAAGUGGAAGUGAAACCAAAAAGACCAACUGUCUUCCGCCCAAAUUGUGCCAACCUCGCUGGAUUGAGCGGCGCCACGAAAAAGAAGGGGAACAAGUACAAGUUUGGACAAAUCGAUCGGGAGGAGUUAUCGAUCAACAACGACAAGACCGAGUUCCUAGAGAACGCGCAACUCACCAAACUGAUGUCUCACGCCGAUAUGAAGGCGUUGAUGAAUGGACAAAAUGCGCCGGGAGAGAAUUUGGAUGAUCCGAACUGUCAGGACACUGUGGAAGAAGUGGACAGUGAGAUGCAAGACAUUGCCUUCUCUCCUCUGUUGGCUCCGAUUCCGAAAGAAGAAGACAAACAGUUGCAUGCUUUAAUUCAUCCAACUGAUCAGAAAGCUUGA
Molecule: messenger RNA, 651 nt
Organism: Caenorhabditis remanei
Lineage: Eukaryota; Metazoa; Nematoda; Chromadorea; Rhabditida; Rhabditidae
Exons: 4
Coding region: 1-651 (216 amino acids)
Source: RefSeq, a predicted model, not a curated record